Messenger RNA from Paramuricea clavata, 3871 nucleotides. The record is from the annotation of a GenBank genome assembly. Lineage: Eukaryota; Metazoa; Cnidaria; Anthozoa; Malacalcyonacea; Plexauridae.
AUGUUGAAGCAACAACAAGAGAGCGAAAAUGUUUCUAAAGGUGAAAUCGCUACGGUGUUUAGAAGAGAAGCUCGAAGCAUAACGUACAAGAACCAACUUCCUCAUUAUCUUCAUAAACACCUAAAAUUGCAGCAGCUGCAUUGGAUACACGGUAAAGAAAAAGAGUCGUUCAAACAUAACUUGAAUAAUCAGCGCCAUAAAAGACAUAACAAAAAUCGAAAAAAAUUCAUUUUAUAUUCCAAUAGAAAUUCUUACCAUACUCAAGGUCAACGACGUUAUGUAAAGAACUCUCGAAGAAAUGUCUUUUCUAAAAGCACUACAAAUAAUAAAAAUAGUGAGUCCGAAAACAUUGAUAAAAGAAGACUGCGAAAUAAAUUUCAGCACCAAGCAUUGGUAAAAAGAAAACGGAAAGAACUCAGAGAAAAUAAUAUUUUUCACAACAAGGCAAACCACUCCAAAUUGUUUGGUUCAUACAUGGAGUAUAAAUAUAGAAAUAAAGAUCAUCAAAAGUUGUCAAAUGUACAAGCAUCAUUUAUUCCUCACACAAUACAAAGAUUCCUGCAUCAUUCAAAACAUAGAAGAAGGCAAAAUGAUAGUAAGGUUCAAAAUAUAUUGCCUAUAUAGACAGUAUCGAUUGUUCUAUUCAAGAAGUACUUCUGGCAACUUUACUAAUACAUCAUUGUUGUAUACAGCUAAUUCAAUUUAAAAGAUUGUCCUUCCAAAAACUGGAAUCAUAAACUCUGAGCGCGCAAAGGAUGAUGGGUUAUUGCUUAUUGAACUCAUAAACUUUGAAAUUUGACUUUGCAAGAAUACCUAAGACAUAUAGAAAACUCACGGCAGAAAACAUACUUGCUGCAUAGGCAAUUUUUCGAGUUUAAGGGCCUAAGAGGUGAAAACCCAUCAUCCCUUUCGCGCUCAGAGUUUAAGGUUUAAGGUUUUGGAAAGACAACCUUAAUUGAAUCAGCUGUAUACAAUGGGGGAAUGAGCAUUGUGUUAGUUAUAUUCAAAUUUCGUAUUCAACUAAUAAAGCAUUCACAAAAUUAAUGCAGGUUUUUAUGAUUUAUCGUUACCCUGGAGUUGAGAAGAAAUAUAGCUGACUCACGGUUGCCGGCACUCAAAAUAUGUAUUUGAAAAGUCAUUUUAAAGACUUUAGAUGACUAAGCUUUAUACAGGCAAAGUUUGUUAACUAAAUUUUGCGUUGUUUUUGGCUCACAGUAUUUUACUAUUUUCUUCCUGAAACCAUCGCAACAACUCCUUCACCAAUGAUCACGUUGGUAAAACCAUAUUCAUCCUGACAUACGACUGGAACAAAAUUAGUUUAUUUCCAGGACUGGAUUAAAUUUAAUUCAUUUUUACUGUAAAUAGUGAUUUACGAGUAUGAGAUGCCACUUUUUCAUUUCAACCUGGUUGCGAGAUUGCAAGUCUUCACAGUCAGUCUCCAUGCAGUACUCGGAAUUUCAAUGCAGUCCUUAUAUUCGGAUUUCAAGUACUUUAUCAAAUAUUGUAUAUAGCAUCACUUCCGGUGAAAUGGUGGACUGUGAUUGGUUGAGAAGCACUUUCAGCGGCCCAUUAUUUUCGCGCGCGUAACAUUACCGCCAGUCCAUUACGUAAAAACAAACGCAUGCAUUCUAAAACAAAACAGAAAAGCUAAUUGAAAAUUUGAAAAUUAUAAUUUAAUUUGUUAUUAAUAAGAUGUCUGCGAAUGGUUUUUAGUGGAAAAGAAGGAAUGCAUUGGUAUUUUUUGUUUUCUUCGACUAAAUGACUGUGUACCACGCUACAAGUAUGCAUUUCAAAUCAUGCAUUUCUUGUUUGUUUCAAGUAUAAUGCCUGUAAAUGCCAUAUAAUAAACUUUUUAUUAACCUCGCUUUCUCGGUAUGUAGCCUACAUGCAGAAAAAUAUCGGACCUCGGUCUUUUUGUACAAACCUCGAUCGCCCUAUGUGCUCGUCUGUACAAAAAAGACCUCGGUCCAAUAUUUCUCUGCACAAACCUCACGUUAAUAAGAAUUAAGUUAGUAAUUCACAUGUGACAACAUAAGAAGCCACGAUUGCAACUUUAAAUCACCCCUGAUGAAGACACUAGACUGGAGUGUCGAAACGCUGGGUCUUGAUUACAAUUCAACUGGGCUUUGUAACAAUUUAUUUAAACCAGAGUAGCGAGCGAAACAUGAAUAUCAAUAUGUUUUAUUCAAACCAUUAAUAAUUCAUGAGGCAAACGCAAAGAAAAAUCAUAAGCGUGUCGUAUCUUUAUAUGUGAUAGAGAUUUCCCUUGAUUUGUAAAUCAAACGCAUGCAUUCUAAAACAAAAUUUGAUGGUUUUUUUCAAAGUAUACGUUGUGUAAGUCGUAUGUUUUGAAAAUUACUUUGCCAAUGAACUUACUAGAUCGAUCGUUUUUGAAGCAAUUUAAAACAUUUACAGUGCGUGUUUUAUCAGACCUAAAGAUACUCGGGUUCGCCUCGUAUCUUCAUAUCUGAUAAAACACUGCUGCUCAUGUUUUAAAUAGUACAUGAAAGAUGCUUCUCAAACUCAUUAAUAAUUCCCAUGAAUUCUAACUCGAUUAUUGCCUUGAAUUUCACUUUAAAUAUAAGUUUUUUCGAGAAGUAAUCUAACAAACUCGAAAGCUGCCUAUUACUGGCGUAUAAAAGACUUCAAAUUAUGUGACUAACUCUGCUAGCGCCUUGAUUUUCAAUACUCUUGGGAUUUUAUACGCCGGUAAUAAACAUUUUCUCAUAAUUUAACUUUGUACUUAAUAAAUUGUACAUUUCAUUUUGUUGUAGAGCACGAUCGUAGAUUUCACAUCAUAAAGCAUAAAAACAUUGGAUCUCACAAAAGGAACCAUAAAGUUAAAAAUAACAUAUUGGAGAAAAAGGAACGUCAUCAACAAAACAAUAAUCACCGGCAUUUGAAAGUUGGACGAUGUAACCAUAAACACUCCUUGGAAAAAGCUUACAGAAGCAUUUUUAGCAAGAACACACCACAGCAUUAUUCCAGAUUUGCCAACCAUAAAAGAAGGUAUAAAUUUCAUGAGCAACAACCAGAUAGACAAAUAGCAGAGAAAAGACGGCGAACUAACAAGAAAACAAGAAAAAUAAAACACUUAGACACCCCAUGUCAUCAUAAUUGCUUGGGCUUACAUUUAAGAAUGAAAACAGGCCCACCGAAACAAAAGCGGAGAACCAAAUAUACCGGAACAUCAAAUGAAAGAAUUGAAAAAAUAAAAUCUCAUCCGAAGAACUUUUUUAGUGACCAAGAUGAUCGCACCGAUUCCUUUUAUUGGCACACAAAACGUAAAGGAAGAUCCAGACACAAAUUACUGGAAUAUGUUUCUCUCGCAAACAAAAAGAGAAUAAACAGGAUAAAAAGUAAGAAUUUAAGGAAAAGAAAGAAAUGCCAUUCCUCAACCUACCUAUGUAACAAUUUUCUCAUUAAACAUGUAGGUAUUGAUAGAAAGAAUGAAUUUCCAAACGUCAGUGGUGAACACCGUCAUAAAUAUGGUAAAGGAAAGGAUAUUAAUGAAGAUUACCGAAUGGGUAUGAGUUUUACAGUGCGUCAAACGAGAAAAUACAGGCCACUUAAGUAUUUGGUACACAAAAUUCGAGAUGAGCACCAAAACGAAUAUAAAAAGCAUAGUGAGAAUGGAAGUGGAGCAAAUACAAAUUCGUUCAAAAACGACAGCACACGCGGAGUCCUUUGUGAAGAUAGCAAGACAAAGAUCAGAGAAAUGAUCAUUAAAAUGAAUAAAGCUGUAAAAAGGUCUAUGAUUCUUGCCAAAAUUAUCGGGCAAAAAUUCGGUAUUGACCACAAAACAAUUGAAUCAAUUUUGAUGAAAGAAGAAGAGAAAAUAUCAAGUAACAUUUUACACCUCUCAAAAUGA